UUUUAUAUGAUUAUAUCUCAAAAGCAUAUUCUCCCCCUCCACCCUCACCGCCGUACUAGGGUUUAUCCCACUCCUUUUCCGCUUCCUAACCACCACCACCACCACAAUGGAAUUAUCUCUCACUAACAUAACCUACCGCCACCACCACCGCCCCCACCCCCACCCCUUAUCCACCACCCACCGCCGCCCCUCAUCCAACUUCAUCACUUUCCCCAAAUCACAAUCCUUCUCAUCCUUACCACCCCUCAAAUCAUCCUUCCGUAACCCUAGUUCCCAAAUCCCCAAUUUCCAAAACCCUAAUUCUCAAAACCCUAACCCUACCCCACUCUCCGCCAUCAAAACCACCUUCAUCACCGGCAUCACCGUCGCCGCCGUCCUCCUCUCCCGUCUCACCCUCACCCCCGCCGUCGCCGCCCCAAUUCCACCUCCCGCCGCCGUAGAAACUGCCGACUCCACCGCCGAAUCACUAGACCAAGAAAAAGCCCUAGAAGAACAUUUAUCUUCCCACCCUGACGACACCAACGCGUUAAAAACCCUAAUGGAACUCAAAAUCAAAAUAGGUAAACCCAAAGAAGCCAUCGGAAUCCUCAACCAGCUCAUUAACCUCGAGCCCGAAGAUUCCGAAUGGCAGUUGUUGAAAUACCACUUACAUGCAUACGACGGAGACCACGAGUCUGCUAAAUUAGGGUUUGAAAACAUCAUUACAAAGAAUCCGUUUCGUGUCGAAGCGUAUCACGGAUUAGUUAUGGCAGCUUCGGCUGCUAACGAAUCGAAUUUAACCGAAUUGGAUGAUGUGGAGAAACGAAUCGAACAAGGGAUUGAGUUAUGCCGAAAACAAAAGAAGAAGGAUGAGAUUAGGGAUUUUAAGCUGUUGUUAGCGCAAAUUCGCGUGAUUAAGUCGAAUUAUGACGAGGCGUUGAGGAUUUAUCAGGAGUUGUGUAAAGAGGAGCCUCGGGAUUUCAGGCCGUAUUUGUGUCAAGGGAUUAUUUAUACGUUGUUAGGGAAGAACGAUGAGGCGGAGAAGUGUUUUGAGAAGUAUCGGAGGCUUGUGCCGAAAGGGCAUCCGUAUGCUAGGUAUUUUGAUGAUAAUAUGGUUGCGACGAAGGUGUUUGCGCAGAAGGUGGAGCACGAACGGGCGUUUGCGAAGAGUUGAGUGGUGGAAUGAGAGUGCGGAUUCGUGUAUAUCGAAAGGUUAUGGUUUGAUACUCUGUUUUGGUAUGCUUUGUUUUUUGUUUAUGGAAUUGUUCUUAUGGCUAUGGAUAGGAUUUAAUAAUUUUGUUAUCUUAUUUGUUUAGUUGUUAUGGGUAUGGAGACUAUAGGUGCUAA
Helianthus annuus (common sunflower) is the source of this 1326-nucleotide messenger RNA. RefSeq names its product protein SLOW GREEN 1, chloroplastic. NCBI's taxonomy places the organism in Eukaryota, Viridiplantae, Streptophyta, Magnoliopsida, Asterales, Asteraceae. Gene Ontology annotation, molecular function: protein binding. Gene Ontology annotation, cellular component: chloroplast thylakoid membrane. Bases 107 to 1153 code for a protein of 348 amino acids. The record is from RefSeq and is a predicted model, not a curated record. The transcript has a single exon.